This is a messenger RNA of Xiphias gladius (swordfish), 2626 nucleotides long. RefSeq names its product adhesion G protein-coupled receptor G1 (gene adgrg1). NCBI's taxonomy places the organism in Eukaryota, Metazoa, Chordata, Actinopteri, Istiophoriformes, Xiphiidae. The record is from RefSeq and is a predicted model, not a curated record. Gene Ontology annotation, molecular function: G protein-coupled receptor activity. Gene Ontology annotation, cellular component: membrane. Gene Ontology annotation, biological process: adenylate cyclase-activating G protein-coupled receptor signaling pathway; cell surface receptor signaling pathway. The transcript has 17 exons. Bases 451 to 2376 code for a protein of 641 amino acids.
GACAGUCGCAGCCCCAACAGAGGCUCUGCGUGGCGGCUGAAGUCGACGCAUCGGCUCGGCGCCUUGUUCCUCGGACUUUCCAUUUUUUUUUUCUUUAAAUCCCCUCCCACCGGUCUGAAGUGCGCCGGAGGCGUCAGAAAUGACCUGAAAAGGCAGCAGGUAAACACGAAUGAAGUUUACUCCUCUCCCUGGCCAACCGAAGACGGUGUAAGUGAGUCACUGAAUCUGGAGGUCCAUCCCAGGCUUUGGGCAUCCGAAAGUCUGCAGGCAGGAAAACAAGUUGCCGUCGUUCUGUUUUGUCGGUGGUUCAACUGGUUCCUGUCUGUCUUCUGAUAUUGAGGAUAACCACGACUGCUCUGUUUCCCCUUCAAAACCAGCAUCCUCAUCUCUUUUCAGACUGUCUCGCAUACUCUACAGUAACUCGACGCAUUCACAGAAGCACUCUUACCAAUGGAGCCCCAACUGACAGGUAGUCUGAGGGUUGUGUUCAUCCUGAUCAUCCUCCUCUCCACAGGUUCAAGUGAAAAUGAUCAGGACUUGAAAUUUUGUGGCACCUGGCACCAUGGCAAGGGCCUGAGCCUGAGCCUCAACCUCUCCCCAGGCUGUAAUGGGAUCUCGAUCUCAGCCAAUAAGAGCUCUCUGUCCAUCGAUGGGCAGAUCACAGCCCAGUGUUCGCGGUCUGAUGUCAUUCCCCUCCACCAGUAUGGACUUGAGUCAGAGGAGAAAAGUGACUUCUGUCUGUACUGGGAACCAUUGCUGGACCAGUUGAAACUGCAGGUCGGAGGACAGAACCUCACCGUGUGCUGGCCUGCCAGCCUGCGUGGCUCCUGCUGCACUGAUCUGUCGAAUGGCCCCAAUGAACCCGAAGCAACCUACGGCAUUAGCAAUGGAAUGAUCGGAACAGAUAUCAUCACCCACAAAACCUUCAUAGCCUACAAGUUCAACGGACGCACCAUUAACUGUGAACUUUUAUGUGAUCAAGCAAGCCACGGAUCGACCCGAAUCGCCACGAUUAAAGACACUGGAGGGAAUGCUAGAGACCCCUGCGCUCACACCUUUGAGGUGGAGAUGGAGGACGAUUUCAGAGGCUACAACGUCACAUCACCUGCCACUAAAGGUAUAUCUGAAAAGUCCCCCACGAGUGUCCAUCUCCCCCCUGCUCUACGACAAGCUGCAAAAAACACGAGCAAAGUAGUCUGCACAUUCUUCAGAAACAACUCCCUGUUCCAGGAUGGUCUCAAGGAGUUCAGGGUUCUCACUGAUGUGGUUGGAAUCACUGUGGAGAAGGAGGUCAUCGCUGAUCUGUCUGAGCCAAUCAGGAUUGGCUUUCACCAUGAUGUUAUACCCAAAAAGAAUUCAAGGAAAUGUGUUUCAUGGGACACGAGGAAAGAUCCAGUGCAGGUCAAAUGGUUGGAGGAUGGAUGCGUGACACGCCAGAGAGGAGCGGAACACACCGAGUGCCUCUGUAACCAUCUCACUUACUUCUCUGUCCUGGUGCAACUGGAGCCUCGACCAGUGCGCCACCUCCUGGCACUGACCACCAUUACAUCCUUGGGCUGCAUUGUGUCUGUGAUCAGCUGUGCCGCUCUCAUCAUUUUUCUCUGCAGGAAGAGGCGAUCCAAGGAGCAGUCCAUAUCCAUCCACUUGGGCCUAGCAGUGUCUCUCGCUUUUCUCAAUCUGCUCUUCUUCUUUACUGGGAUCCUGGCCAACAUGGGAGGGGAGAGUUUGUGCACCUGGGUGGGGGCAGGCCUCCACUACGCCCUGCUCAGCUCCUUCACUUGGAUGGGCAUGGAAGUCUUCCACACCUUCUGGUUGGUGUACAUGAUCUUCAGCCACCCCCCAAACCCCCAUCUAUGGAACCUGGUCGGCUUCGUUCUUCCUGCUGUUCCUAUUAUCAUCCUGGCUGCAGUAGGUGACAUUUAUGGACUGAGAGAGGUGGUGCCAAGCGAUGACAUCUCCAACCCUUAUCUGAUGUGCUGGAUGAAAGACACAAUGAAGGCCUUGCUGGCUCACUAUGUCACCAACAUGAUGGUGCUGGCCAUCCUGGUGAUCUCGGGCAUUGUGAUGCUCCUCAUGGUCUACAGGAAGAUCCGCACCCGGGAUGAAUGGAGGCAGAACCGUGUGGCUUUUCUCAGUAUCUGGGGUCUCAGCUGCCUCUUUGGAACAACCUGGGGUCUGACCUUCCUGGACUUUGGACCCCUUUCUGACUUCAUUCUCUUCCUCUCCUGCACCCUCAACUCUUUUCAAGGCUUCCUUCUGAUGUUGCGGUUCUACAUGCUGGAGUGGAUGCGGAAACAGGCUGGUGACUCUGCUCUCAGCAGCAACAGCACCGGAUCGACCAGGCAACACAUGCUACAGUACCAGGAGAAGAGUUAAAUGGACUAAAAAAGGUGUGGCACCUGCUGGUAAAUCUGAGCAAUAACCCACAAAUGAGGAUUGAACUUCGAAGUGACCCCAACAAGCAGUGAAAAAACUCACCAUACAUCCUACACCUAUCAUUCUUCUGGUAUCCCUUGGUAUUAAACAUCAUAGACCCCCUGGGUUGGUAAACACAAGCACACCUCAUUGGAUUUCCCAGAACUUACCUUCAGUCAGGUAGAGGUGAUGAUGGAGAAAUAGUAUGUCA